Molecule: messenger RNA, 1883 nt
Organism: Sorex araneus (European shrew)
Lineage: Eukaryota; Metazoa; Chordata; Mammalia; Eulipotyphla; Soricidae
Gene: REP15
Product: RAB15 effector protein
Exons: 1
Coding region: 415-1191 (258 amino acids)
Biological process (GO): receptor recycling
Source: RefSeq, a predicted model, not a curated record
UGUCCGCCCACCUCUCGGCACCUGCCCCCACAGCAGUCCCCGGGCAGGUGGAGCUAAGGCCAGAACCCACCUGUGCCCCGAGCAGCCCGGCCUGUGGGCUGUGCUGAGACCCGCUUCACGGUCUAUGCAGCCAGAGUCUAUGAGCCACGGGCCUCUGCUCCGGAACACGGGCAGCCGGCCCGGGAGGGGAGCCCAGGAGAGGCCACUUCCUGGGACCUAACGCUGUCUGGCUGACAUUGGGAUUGGGCGUUUAUGGGAGACCCGGGCCUGGGUGGGGCAGGGGUGCAGAGGCGCCACCCUGUUGGCAAACAGGACGGAGCGCCGGGCAGGUCUGUGUGUCCAGUGACAGCAGGCAGGCUGACAGAAGGUGCCACUCUGCACAGGCGGCUCCUCUGAGCGGCCAGGCCGGGAGAGAUGGGCCAGGGCCCCUCAGGACAGCAGGGCCAGAGACCCCCGGCGCAGGCACCUGCCGGGCAGGGAGACACGGAAACCAGCCGCCCGCAGCCGCCGGCCCUGCAGGACCGCCACGAAUGUGCACGCGUGUCCGAGGCCAUCAGCCGGGGCAUGGCGCACGCGGCCCACAAGCUGCAGGAGUACCUGGGCUUUGAGGACCCCCUGAGCAACCUGAGCCCGGCCCCCAGCACCCUCAACGAGAUCUUCCUCAUGCACUUCAUCAGCUUCUGCCGGAAGCAGAACAUGGACGCGUGGCUGACCACCACCAAGAUGACCGCGCACCAGGCCUCCCUCUUCGGGGCCGACUGGGUCUGGACCUUCUGGGGCACCGACCGGCAGAUCCGGCUGCAGCUGGCCGUGCAGACCCUGCAGCUGUCCUCGCUGGCCCCCGCGUCCCCCGGGCCGGACGCUGAGCCCCACCACCACGAGGGUGACCGCAGGGAGGAGGAGGAGGAAGAGGCCGUGGGGAGGACCCGCUUCGACCGGCUGGAGAAGUUCUGUCGCUUGAUCGGCGAGGAUUGCCUGGGUCUGUUCCUCGUCUUCGGGGCGCCGGGGAAGCCCAAAGACGUGCGGGGGGUGGUACUGGACAGCGUGCGGGGCGGGGCACCCCGAGGGGAGGCCGUGGCGCGGUUCGUCCUGGAGACCGAGGCCUGCGUCCCCGUCCGGGAGCUGCUGGGCCGCUGUCUGCAGGGCCGCGGGGAGAUGAGGCAGGUGGGCAAGGCCUACAUCCGCCUCUGAGCGCCCGCGGGGGCGGGCGGGGGGCUCUGUUCCCACCCCCAGCUCCUGGCAGAGGGCAGAAGUGGCCCUGGCCGGGCGGGGUCAGGGCCCAGCUGUCCCGAAUGCCAGCCUACCUCCACUCCAGCGCACCGAGCAAAAGGACUUCGUCUCCCCCGGGGUCUGCCUUGGGGGCUUCUGAGGUCGCUCUCAGGCCGGGCAAAAUAAAAGAAGGAAACGUCUUGUUUGAAGUAGCACCUGCGGACUGGGGAUUGUCACAGGGGUCGUGGAAGGGCUGGGCCAGCCCCGGGCAGGCGGGACUGUGUGUCCCCUGGUAUUGCUGCUCUCGGUGACGGCUCCCGGCACAGCUGGCACUGCCUGGCUGCCUCUGCCCCCGGCCCGGCCCUGGAGCCCUCGGCAGGGGGCCUGGGGGUGCGCUGAGUGCGAGCAGACCAUGAGCUCUGCCCCAAGGCCACCCCGGGAGCCUGGGGAGGACGGACAGCGGCUGCACCUGCAAAUGCUGCUCCCAGCGGACGGGUGGGCCGGAAGGCAGGGAAGGGACAGAGCCCCAGGGAAGCUGCGAGUCUGCGUGGGCCUCGGCGCUGCCGGCCACCGUCUCCGAGUGUCAGGGCACCGGUGUUUGUCCUGUCCUGUGCAGUCUUGGGACCAAGUCCCGUCCAUGGGGCGGGGAGAGUGUGUGUGUGUGUAUGUGUGUG